Trichogramma pretiosum is the source of this 1745-nucleotide messenger RNA. RefSeq names its product interleukin enhancer-binding factor 2. The record is from RefSeq and is a predicted model, not a curated record. Bases 315 to 1505 code for a protein of 396 amino acids. Lineage: Eukaryota; Metazoa; Arthropoda; Insecta; Hymenoptera; Trichogrammatidae. The transcript is spliced from 6 exons.
CUGUAGACGCGACGACCGACCGGCGCCGACGACCAGACCCAACCUCCCAAGUCUUAUCAUAAGGGUAUUUUAUUGCGUUCCAGUCUAUUCCAGCCUCCAGGCAUCCUUCGACCAGUACCGGGCCGAUAACGUUGGUGGUUAGUUUUGCGAGUGAAAACAGUAUUUUGUUACUUUGAGAAAUCUCAGCGGCGUCCGUCUUUCUCGCAUUGGGGUGUUGUGUGCAUUUUCUCAAAACAAGAAGUUUAGUGUUUCGUUGUUCAGGACUUUUCACUUGGUCAGUCUUUUACUAACAAAUUUGAUACCAACAUUUAAACAUGGUAAAAAUGGUGCGUGGAAGAGGAGGAAUUUUAAGAGGCAGAGGUAUGGGUCGUGGAAUGAGUUUUCCACUCAAAAGACAGUACAUGCCUCGUCAUCCAUUUGAUCUUCAUUUGUGUGAAGCUGCAUUCCCCAGAGUUAGACCUGCACCAGAUGAGACAGAUUUUACAGCUGCCCUAUUGAAAAAAAAUUCCGACAUGUGUCCAACUCCUAAGGAACAAACAUCCAUUCUCAAUCUUGUCACAAAGUUACAGAGCGUUCUUGACAAUCUCAUUGUUGCUCCAGGCACUUUUGAAGCAUGUCAACUUGAAGAAGUACGUCAAGUAGGUAGUUUUAAAAUGGGAACAAUGAUUAAGACUCAUAAUGUUGCUGACAUUGUAGUUAUUUUAAAAACUCUACCAACAAAAACUGCAGUUGAAGCUUUAGGAAAUAAAGUUCAAGCUGACUUAAAAGCACAAUCACCCAAAGAUACUGUAAAACUUACUCAAACAGAGCGUGGUUUUGAUGUUGCUAAUAAUGAAGCUACAGUCAGAGUUCUUAUUACUACACUCCAUCAAAAUCUUAGAAAACUUGAACCUGACCAACAUUUAGAUAUUAAAAUAUGUCAAGGGCAUUUGGCUGCUAUUAGACAUUCAAGAUGGUUUGAAGAAAAUGCCCAUCAUUCUAGUAUCAAAGUACUCAUUCGUUUGUUGAGAGAUCUCAGAUCAAGGUUUGAAGGAUUCGAGCCCUUAUCUCCAUGGAUGCUCAAUGUCUUGGCUCACAAUGCCAUCAUGAACAAUCCUAGUAGACAAGCGUUACCAAUCAAUCAAGCUUACAGAAGAGUUCUUCAGCUGUUAUCUGCAGGACUAUUCCUGCCUGGAUCAGCGGUCAUGUUGCCAAUAUCAACAUUAGACCCUUUCUCAGGUAUUUCGGACCCUUGCGAAGGAGGCAGUAUCCGCGUUCACACAGCCAUGACCCUGGAGCAACAAGAUCAGGUGUGUCUAACAGCGCAAACAUUGUUGAGGGUUCUCGGUCACGGCGGAUACCGGCCCCUCCUCGAGGGCGGCAACAAAUUAGCCAUCGAAAUGAGCGUGUGGCCUGGCGGCGUCGUUGCCAGUCCAUUAGAAAAAGCCUACGAACCUCCCACCGAGCAAGAGCAGCAGGAGGACAUGGAGGAAAACAACGAAGAAAUGAUCGCGGAGACUGCAUAAAAAAUUUUUAUAGUCAUCGCAUAGGGAUUUUAAUAAUAAGUAACGAUAAAAAAUUGUAACGAUGAAUUGAUCUUUUCUUCAGAACUAUCCGAUUCUAACGUAUAUAACUUGAAUUAUUAGAUUCAUCGAAAGACUGUGUAUCUUAUCAUUUUUCACAAAUCUCAUCGCAUUUCUCAAUAAAGUAUGUAUGCAACGAUUUAUAUAUUACAAAACUCAAAAUGGGUCUCGUUUAAAAAAAAA